CCAUCGAGUGCAUGCCACACAGGGAGCAGCAAAGAGGUGCAACCCUGCAGAAAAGCGAGCAAAGAGUGGAGAGGAGGACACAUUGGCGUUCGGAUUGCCUGCCUCUGCUUUCGUCUAUUAGGCAGCCAGUGCUUUUGGCUGGGAGCCCAGACCGGGUUUUUGUAAUCAAAACAUGAUCUUGUAUGCUGUGCAGCCAGUACUGAGAAAGGCCGACUGAUGGCUCUCCUCUUUUAACUCUGCUGUGGAAUCCGCCGAGCUUCACCUCUCUGAUGUCCAAAAUGCACCGAUCUGAUGUUACUGUGGAUGAUGCCGUGCUGCGGAAAAAAGAACAGAAAGAUGUUGAGCUGGAUAAGAAAAUAAUUGCUUUGAGGAAAAAGAAUGAAGCUCUUAUGAGAAGAUACCAAGAAAUAGAAGAGGACAGGAAGCAUGCAGAGCAGGAGGGAAUGGCUGUCACCUCCAGGCGAGCCAGGCCAGAUGGGCUCACCAUCACCAUCACCAAGGCCCAUAAUGAGAAAAGAGUUGUAAAUGAGAAAUGGGGAAACUCUCCUGCCUCGGGCUUCACAGUUGGCAGCGAGGAGGAGGAGGAUGAAGAAGGCGAUCACUUGUUUACAUUCAGGAUGGGAAAGAGGGUUCAGCUGGCAGUUACCAUGGAUAAUAAGUCCAAGGGAAAGCGAGUUGUCAGUGAAAAGCGGGGGCCAGAGAGCCUUGUGAGCCCAGGAGAGGGGCCAGACAUCAGUGAAGAAGAAAUGGACCAAUUGGUUUCUUUCCGAAGAGGAAGAAGAAUGCAGAUUGCAAUUACAAUGGAUAACAAGGGCAGAGUGGAUGAAAAGCGACCAAUGGAGAGGCGGUGGUCAGAGGGAGACAAGCAUGCUGUGAGUGGAGUCAUCAGAAAGGAGAGAGGGAAAUCCCCCCAGAAGAGUCCAGGGGACAAGAGUCGCACGCUGACUGGAAGGGAGCGAUCAGAGUACAUGCGAUGGAAGAAAGAACGGGAACAGAUUGACCUUGAGCGCCUAGCACGCCACAAGAACGCAAGGGGAGAAUGGCGACGGGCUUGGGAUGUUGAAAAAUCAGAUUGCAUGUUUGAGGAUACAAAGGAUGGGGGACCAGCCUUGGAGGGCCCACACAGCAAGAAAGGGGGAAGAAAUGCUCGCAAGUCCCAACAUCGAUCCUUGCCUUCUGAAGGAAAAGUUGGAGGACAACACAGACGGAGCACAAGCGAGUCUGCUUCCAGAACAUUGCCAUUCAUGAGCAGUAAGGCCAAGGGGAAGGAUAGACUCACCGGCAGAGCCAGAAGAUGGGAUGCCAAGGAGGGUGAAGAAAUGUCCUUUGGAAAGGAUGAACUGGAUAAUCAGAAGUCCAGUAGCAGUGAACAACUGAAGAACCAAGCUGUGGUCAGUGAAGGAAUAAAGGAACAGGCAUUGCUGGACAAGAAUGAGGCACCUCAGGAAUGCAGCGUUUCUGUGGCAGAAGCCAAAAGAAGUGGAGAAAGUCCAUCUGGAGGUGAAGAAGGCCAGGGCAACAAGGGAAACAGCAGCAGAUAUCUUACCCAAGAGGUGUCUGCAGUCAGCACUGAUGAGACUGAGGCAGAGCAUAACCUCAGGAAGACAGUAAUUGUGGCUGAUAUGUCUCCCGAGGGCAACUGUAUGCACAACAAUUCUUGCCAGGAAGAGAACCAACUGAAUCAGGCAUCUGGAGGUAUCCUGGAGGAGAACAGUUCUACUGUUUAUGAGGAUGGCGUAGACAAAAAUGCACAAUCUGAAAGGAACCCUAAUGGUGAAGAUUGCGCAAAAAAUCUUAGUGAGCCAACGGUAAAGGCAGAUGAUGGAGAAGACCAAGGACCGUCAACAGACAAACAAGUGGGAGAGAUCCAGAUCACAGGUCCCAAGAGACAAAUAAUUGUUGGAAUAGAAAAUGAUGACUCCACUUGCCUUGUAGACAAUGAGGAGUCUGGGUCUCCAGGCAAAGAAGUGCCAGACAGAACUAAUGAAUCUUCGCAAGAAGGGACAAAAGUGAGAAGCAAGACACAAGACCAAUCUCUGCCAUGCAAUCAAGAAGCACAGAACUAAUAAAAGGCAGAACAUGCUGGGAUCCCAAGAGGCUGAAGGACAACAUGCUAACCAAGCAGAGCUGCUUACAAAAGAAGAUGAGCACAAUUUCCCCUCUGCCACUGUCUCUGCAGCCAGCUCAGCCUCUACCUUCCAGCUCUCAUUUAACACACCACCCACUGCAGGCAUUUGCCUGUUUCGGAGCCAGUUUUGUCUUGAAAUUGCCUAUUCAAGUUUUGGCAUCACUCCCCCCAAACACAUCUGUGUGCCAAAGGACAGGAAAAAUGACAGGCAAAGAGCUUCCCUGAGGAAAAAAGGAAGGAAAGCACAUACUCUUUUAUUUCCCAUACCUAACUUUGAUUUCUUCCUCACCACUCCCUUUAUCAUCAUGGGCAUGUGAUAAGCCAUGGUUAUCAACUGUAUGCACUUUAUUUUAUUUAAACACUAGUUUUAUUUAAAAUGUAGAUUUCUUUUGAAGACAUCCCCCCUUUUUCUCUCUCUCUUGGAUGAUAGUCAAUGCUUUCAAGCUCUGGAAAAUUGUUGCUCCAGAAACAAAAUUUUGCAUUGCCAAAUUGUGUUUCGGUUAGAAAUUAUUGUGAUUAUACUAAAGGUGGUUGAGGACAUAGUAAUUCAGGGGAAUUACACCGUGACUUAGUAUGAGUGUGUCAGAGUGAUAUUGAGGGACCAGUGGUAGAGCAAAUUUAGGCUACGAUUUUCUCAGAUCACACUUUUGACUGCAACAGUUUUGAAUUGGUGACUAUUGUUACCUUCAUAGUUCAUUACAAGAAACAGUACUAAAUAUGUAUAGAGCUGCUUAUUUUCCCAGGUGUUUCAUUAGAGCAUGUAGGUGGCCAUGUGAAUCCAAAUGGAAUAGACCGAUCAUCAUCCACAAUAGUUAAAACAUCCAAGCUCCUCUCCUUUGGAUUAUUAAAGAAAACAACAGCUGGGGAAGUUGGACAUGCUAAAAUUCUUUUUUGUAAAUGAUGAUGCUGUGAGUGACUGUGAUACCAGAGUGGCGACGUGUGUAAAAGCCAAACUGUGAUUUUGGCAUUUCUGGUGAAAGUACUCAAAAGUGUUUUUUGUGGACUGCAAAUGUAAGUACUAGAUGGACCAGACAGGGUUUUUGCUAACAGCAUGAUUGUGAUGGUGCAACUGGGUAUCUUUUCAAACUGCUUUCCUGCAGUGUUCUCUGUAGCUAUAGAUAUCACUUCCAUAAAGUUGAGAAAAGCUUUUGACCAGGUGUUAUUCUCUAACUUCGAAGAUAUUGAAAGGACCACUAACACUUCACCAUGAGCAGAUGCUAAGAGACAAUCCAACUGUGUGUGAGAAAUUAAUAGUAUGUUCAUAUCUGCAGCAAACAAAACUCUUUAUUAUGGAUUAGCUCCCUAGUAAUAUAAUGGACACAACUCAACCAAAGCUGAAGAUUGUGUUCAACAGCAGUACUUUCCCACUGAAAAUAAUAAGCUCUCUCCUAAGACUUGAGAUUUCAGGGCUAAACCUGAGACUUGGGGGGGGGGGGGGGGGGGAUUUGUGCUGUCACAAAAGGUGAGCCCUGGUAAUAUCAGAAGGUUGAUAUUGCAAGGGUGGUUCCUGGGGGGUGUCAUCAAGUCUGAUGCAUAAAGUUGUUUAUGUUUAUUCUAAUUGAAAACAUACACAUCUGUAACAAAUGAGGGGGGGGGGGACAUAUACCCAGUUAUCUCAUCCUGAUAUUCUUUCCAUUUGCUUGCAGGCUGCACAAGGGAAUCUAGGCCCUGAGAUCUGGGAACCUGGAUGAAUCAUGAUCCUGAUUCAUCCAGGCUGAAGAAAAACAAAAUGAAUAUAAAGAGAUCUCUCCAGUCUAGCUGAUUGGGGGACAGCAACAAGAAAAACUUGGUUGAGUGCAAAGUGUUCUACAUCUUUCUCCAGAUGACAUAUAUUUAUUUAGAACUACUGUACUAAACGGACAUGCCCUGCUUUAAAAAGUGCUAAUGGCAUGUACUGUCAUUAGCACUUGAAAAAGCUCCUUUUUGAUCUAAAAUUCCAGAAUCUUUUAGCCAGCAUGGAGCGUUCUGGGAGUUACCAUUCAAAAAAGGAAUCUUCCCAUGCACUACUCCUUGCUCUGUGCAGACAAGAUUUGUUGUCCUCAUAGACAGUAGCAGCAUGUUAGCAAGAAAACAGGAUCAUGUAAUUUGCAUAUGUUCUGCUUGAAAUAAUAAUUUUUGUGAGAGUCAACAUUGAAUCCCUUUGAAAAUAAACUAAUCAGGUUUGGUGAUCAAAGACUUUCAAAUCUUGAUCUGAGAAAUCUCAGCUUCUAUAUCAUGUAACAUUCAACACCAACUGAUCAGUAAAUAUGUACAGAUUCCCCAGAUUACAGGUGUGUCAUAAAAAACAACAACAAUGGGACUUUGGGAACUGGCAAGAGGUUUCAAUGGAGCUAAGGAUCCAAAGGAUGAAGUUUACCUACCCCCAAUAAUGUAGUUCCCAAUGGUUCAGUGGAUCUAAGCUUUGUUGAGCUUACAAAUAGGAUCCAGGCCUUAGAAUGAAAGCCCUACUAACAGUGUUGUGUGGAACACUUGACUGUUCUUUCAUUUGGAGAAAGGUUCUCCCAGUUAGUCACAUUGUUCCACAUUUGCUUAAGCAUAGUUAGGUGAAAGGAUUGUUGAUCAGCCUAUUGUCCCUGAAGACCAAAUUAUUCUAGAAUCUAGAAAUAGACCAUAAGAGUAAGAGAUAGCUGUGAAAGACAAAACAAAUAACUAUAAGUUGGCAUCUAUUGUUACUAGAGAUUUCUUCCUUCCUUUGUGUAUCUGAACUACAAAAUUAUAUCAGUUAUAUACAGGUUGAGCUGACAUAGCUUCCUCAAAAUGAUCCUAGAGAUUGUUGUCUGCUAAAAAUGCUGGAAAUUCUGUAUUAGGGACACUAGAGGAAAUAAUUAUUAAAACAUUUUACAUCUGUAAGGUUAAGCAUCUAUGUUUGAUGUCAUUUUUGAGAAAAAAAUAUACUAGUUGUCCCCCCCCCCCAAAAUAAUAAUAAUAAUAAUAAUAAUAAUAAUAAUAAUAAUAAUAAUAAUAAUAAUAUGUAUAUGCGAUGAUCAUUUUCUGAAAAUGUGGACAAGAUGCCUGAGGAAGAUGCUUGAGAUGUGAAUGAGAUAUUGAGAAAUGUAGGGGUUAUUUUUAUUAAAUAAAUUUUGUUUGAGUAAAAGAUAACAA
This is a messenger RNA of Anolis carolinensis (green anole), 5230 nucleotides long. RefSeq names its product coiled-coil domain containing 9B (gene ccdc9b). The transcript has 13 exons. Lineage: Eukaryota; Metazoa; Chordata; Lepidosauria; Squamata; Anolidae. The record is from RefSeq and is a predicted model, not a curated record. The coding region runs from base 270 to 2066 and encodes 598 amino acids.